CCUCCACUGAAUUGACCGCUGGCUUCCUAGCGCUCUUGGCACACAUAGGCCUAUUUCAAGUCUCCCUUCCUAUCAUCUCCCUUUCAACAUAAACACUACCACAUCGCCCACCAAACCGCACCUCUCUGUGCACAGCAACCACAACAUCUGAGUUCUCCACAAUCCACAAAAGCCGCCCCAUCAUUAAACCACUCUUAGUCUCGUCACCACAAUGGCUGCUUGCGUCAUCUUCCUCAAGUCUCUCUUGACCCGCAGCGAUGUCAAUGGCACGCUCCCCGCUGAAGUCUACAGCGGCAUCAAGUGGUUGCCUAAUGAAGAAGAACUCUACUGGCAGGUCAUUGCCAACGAGACUUGCGGCCUCCCAAGAGAGAACCAAGACGACCUGAAGAUCCUCAUGGCAGAUAUUACGGGGAUUCUGCCUGAUCGCGUCAGGAAGAAGUUACUGCGGGUUUGCACGUGCACGACAUCCGGCCGUGUCAUGUACUUCCUGACGGGAUCCAAGAUGAGGAUUGCUGGUACAGCUGUGGCUGUGGUACUGGCUUAUCUGGCCGUAAAGUAUGUGGUUCGGCGCGGAGAGAAGAUCCGCAUAGAGGAGCGGGAGAUGUAUGAGGCCAAGCUUGCUCAGCUGAAGCGUCAACUCGGCCACAACCUGAUUCAAGAAGUCGAAGAGUUGAAAGGGACUCUCGUUCAUACGGAGGACCUCAAGGAGGCAGGUGCAGGAUUGGCCAAGCAAAAAGAUCUUGUAAAGCUCGAGGAUCGGAUUGACACUAUUGGUAGCGCCAUUGAAGAGGGACAGGCACAGGACGGUCUCCAGAAGGACAAACAGGUCCAAAAUAGCGCUGCCGUCGAAGUCGAAGAGGAGCAAGCUCCAGAUUUGAAGGAAGAUGUCACCUCUGAGUUCGAUUGCGACUCCAAUAAGUCCAUAUCUUCCGAGUGGAUCGAGCUUGACGAGGAAUUGUUGAAGGGGACGAACUAGGCUGACAGUGUUCUAGAGGGAGUGGAAUGCUGCGUGGCAUGGGUCCCGUAGCGUUCGCCAUGCUACGUGGGCUUUUCGGCGACCUUGCAAUAGUUUGCACAGAAGGUGAGUAGGUUCAGGGGCCAAUGGGAGUUAUAUAGUUUUAUGCACCGUACGGG
Mytilinidion resinicola is the source of this 1134-nucleotide messenger RNA. RefSeq lists its product as uncharacterized. Lineage: Eukaryota; Fungi; Ascomycota; Dothideomycetes; Mytilinidiales; Mytilinidiaceae. Bases 212 to 976 code for a protein of 254 amino acids. The record is from RefSeq and is a predicted model, not a curated record. The transcript has a single exon.